Messenger RNA from Bathycoccus prasinos, 1029 nucleotides. RefSeq lists its product with no specific name. Gene Ontology annotation, molecular function: metal ion binding. The record is from RefSeq and is a predicted model, not a curated record. The coding region runs from base 1 to 1029 and encodes 342 amino acids. The transcript has a single exon. NCBI's taxonomy places the organism in Eukaryota, Viridiplantae, Chlorophyta, Mamiellophyceae, Mamiellales, Bathycoccaceae.
AUGGUGUUCUUGCCACCACCUAAACCGCCACCUUUGGCUCCGCCUUCGUUUCCAGACGGCUAUCCUCUCAAGUCAUCGAAGACGACGACGACGAUUCAGACGACAAAGAAGGAGAACAAGAAGAACAAGAAGAAGAGCGAUGACGACGAGCGUGGGAGAAAAAAUACGAACGACAACGGAGAAGAGACGAACGCGAACGAAACUGGAGGAGGAAUUCGAGGUAACGAACUGAACGCGACGACGACGACGAUUCAGACGACGACGACACUACUGGACGAAGAGACGAUGCGAUGGCGAAACGAGAGGAAGAAGAACUAUCCGAGAUCAACGAAUAAAACGGAAGAGGAAGCAGCCUCUGCGAAACGUAAACGAGAGGAAGAGUUGGAGCGAGUGUUGGAAGAGCAACGACGAUUGGGCAGUUUCGAGGCGACGGUUUUGUUGAAAGAAGAAGAGAAGGAGCAGAAGAAGAACGAGAACGAGAACAACAGUAAGAACAACAAAAGCAGAACACCCCGAGGAGAACAACCGUGCAAAUUUUGGACGAGGAAAGGUAAAUGCAGGUACGGGGAUAAGUGUUCGUUUUUGCACGAAGAAGCGAAACGAGGCGUCGGGAAGAGUAGUAAAAAUGAUACGAAUACUAACGCAAAACGCCAUAAAUGCGGAGGAGGAGAGGUACCCUUGCUGAGAAGAAUAUUCAAAAACGAUAUAGAUAGGGAUAAUUCGAGACUGUUGCAAUCGAUUCGAUUCUUUGUGGAGAAUAUUGAUGACUUGCGAAAGUACGCAGUCGCUCAAGAGAGAAGCGAAGAGUUGAACCGAGAGUACUUGAAGCGCUUAAAAAUGUUCUCCUUCGUGGACGAUCCCGUGAAACGAACGAAAAAUAGCAUAGUAAAGAAGCAAGUUAUCGAGAAAGUAGAGGAGGAAAUGCUUUCAUCCGAGGAGGAAGAGGAAAAACAAGAAGAAGAAGAAGCAAAGGAAAAUAAGCAAUUAGACGUUGGAGGAUUCUUUUCUUGUUACGACUCUGAUAAAUAG